Helianthus annuus (common sunflower) is the source of this 637-nucleotide messenger RNA. RefSeq lists its product as uncharacterized. Gene Ontology annotation, molecular function: protein binding. The coding region runs from base 34 to 477 and encodes 147 amino acids. The transcript has a single exon. NCBI's taxonomy places the organism in Eukaryota, Viridiplantae, Streptophyta, Magnoliopsida, Asterales, Asteraceae. The record is from RefSeq and is a predicted model, not a curated record.
CACCUCCUUCAUCUUAUUUUUCAUCAAAAAUUAAUGGAUACAAAAAAGACCCAAAAACCCUCAAUUGCAAUUAGGGUUCUAAAGGCACCAGUAAAAGUUGUGUACAAGAUCCGAGACUUGUACAUCUCUGGCAUGUACUCAUGUGCAUCCGGCAUGAGCGGCUCGACGGGCCCUUACACGUCGGCCCUGCCGAAAAGCUACAGCACGACUUCGUCAAGAGCCAGCGAGGAUUACGCCGAGCUGGUGAGGAUUGCUUCCACCAAAAGUUUGGGUAAUAAGUUGGAUCAUAUUCCUGAUCGUAUUGGCCGGCAACAGACCCAACAGUCAACGACUACGCAAGUGCCACGUAGUCAAAGCGUGGCGAUCGGUCGGAUCGAUGAAGAGGGGAGUUUUCAUUACACGGAUGAUUUUAGAUUAAGUAGUGAUCCGAUGUUUCUUAGGAGCAAAAGUCAUGCAGUUUCAAGAGUACAUGCAUGAGAAUAUGUAGGUUUAAUUUUAUUUUUCUUUUGUCUAAUUGCUGAUUUUAAUUUGAAUUUUAAUGAACCCUUGUUGUGUUUUUAAUUUCAUUGUAUAUAUCAAAGAUAAUUGAUUGUAAUCGGUUUUUGAUUCAAUACAUAACAAAAAUCGGUUUUUUCUA